Schizophyllum commune H4-8 is the source of this 2340-nucleotide messenger RNA. RefSeq lists its product as uncharacterized. The transcript has 4 exons. The coding region runs from base 1 to 2340 and encodes 779 amino acids. Lineage: Eukaryota; Fungi; Basidiomycota; Agaricomycetes; Agaricales; Schizophyllaceae. The record is from RefSeq and is a predicted model, not a curated record.
AUGCCCGCCGCCGCGCGAACGCCGCGGCCCGCAGCACCCCCGCCGUCGUCGCCCGCUGCGACGGUGAAGAACAGGAAGCGCAAGGCGGCAACCGUCGAGCCGCCGAAGGAGGAUACGGAGAGGAAGGAGAGCAAGCGCCCGCGGAGGGCGACGACGCCCACACCCGCCGCGCCGGCUGAGUCCGCGCCCGAGCCCGUUGUGGCGCAAGAGCAGCAGCAGCCCGCUAAUGCGGGUCCAAAGCCCCGUCGCGAGCGCGCGCCACGUCGCCCGCCGCCGCCGCCCACGCGCAGGUCCAAUCGCCAGCGUGGGCGCGCGCCAUCGCCGACGCCCACCAUGCGCCUAGCACUCGCCGCGCUGGAGGUCGAGGCGCAGGACAUCGUGAUGUACGAGGAGGAGGAGAACGAGGCUGGGCCGAGCGGGAGUAGUCAUGAUGGUGAUGAGGACGGGGAUGUCACGAUGGUCGAGGCGGAGAAUGAGAACGAGGAGGCGGGGUGUAUUCCGCCGGAGCCGAUCGAAGACCUGACGGUGUGUCCGCCGGAGGAAGCCUUGCCGUGUCCUGCCGCCCUACAUGAGAAGAAGAGUGACAGCGGCAAGUAUGAAGAGAAUGCUGCCUCCGACAAGGGCGCUGACAGCGCCGACUUCGAGUUCGUGAACGAGUCCGCGGACACGAUGAACGCAGACGAGACGACGGAGGACUCGGACGAUGACGACGAUGCAGACAGCGAUUGCUCGAUGAUCGAGCAACAGAUCUACCUCCCCGACGACGAAGAUGCGGAGGGCGAGGACGACAUCGACUCGGUCAUCAUCCAGUCAUGGCCCGUCCCGCCCCAGCAACAACAGCAGCAGCAACUCACUACCAUUUUCAUCCCGCCCUGCCCUACCAACGCCCUCCCCACACCACCAGCCACACCCACACCCCGCCGCCCCAUUUACCCGCCCCCGCCCGGCCUCCGUCUCAAGCCGCACCUCCAUCCCUGCGGCCGCGCGCUCGCCGACUUCACCAACGACCCGCAGCUCGACCGUGGCACCCCGCGUGUCAUUCCCAAGCAGCGGCUGCCCGCGCCGCGCCCCAUCACUCCGCAGGCCCACGAGACGUGGCGCUGGCUUGCGUGCAGCGCGCCCGUGCCGCCCUCGGUCGGGCCCGUGGACGCGAGCGAUACGGAGCCGCCGGCGCCGUGGGUGGCAUGGGGCGCGGGCGGGUCGGUGUGUGCGCAGGAGGGAUAUAUGGCGGGCGAGCAGGUGGUCGGGGUGGAGUAUGCCCAUGGGCAGGAAGGGUAUAUGGACGGGUACUUUGCGCAGCCGCAGGAAUAUGCGCAGCCUCAGGAGGGAUACUCGCAGCCUCAGCAGGGACAGUACGCACCAUCACAGGAGCAGUACGCGCAACAGGGACAGGAGAAUUAUGCGCCGCAGGAGGGCUACGCUGCGACCGACAACGCGGGCUUUGCAUUCCAGCCGCAGCAAGGGUAUGAAGAGACCACUUACGGGUACGAGGCGGCGACCUAUGGUUCGGAUGCGACGGCAAACUACAGCUACGGCACCGAGGGCGCAUAUACCCAGGGCUCGACGUCUUACACCCCUGCGCCCGAGGUGUCCGCGUCGUACACGACUUCGGAGGCCUCCUACACCUCACAGGAGCAGUUCACCGCCCCGUCGCCAGAGCAGUACACGUCGCCAUCUCCGGAAGCGUCUACGUCGUAUACGACUCCCGAAGCCUCCAUGUCGUACGCUGCGCCCGAGAUGUACUCGUCUCCGACCAACUUCGACGCAUAUAGCCCGCCGCCGACGUUCGCUGGUACGGGGGAGCAGCCGUACGACCCCUCGGCAUACAACUACCAGCUCUUCGACAUGCCGGCGCCGACCUCAUCUGACCCCGCGUACACGACCCCCAUCGACCCUGCCCUCACCGCCCCGACGCCCAUGCCUGCAUACACAUCCUCUGCACCUGAUUCCCUUCCGACGCUGCUCCCUGCGCCGGCGCAGCCGCUCCCCGGACGCCUCGCCGGCUGGACCUAUCGCCCGAGACCUCGCGGUGGCGCCCCGGGCACGGAAGGCCUGAUGAGGGUCAUGGCGAGGGACUUGAGGGUGCCGAGCGCGUCUGCGGAUGGCUGCGUGUCGUUGAGCGCCCCGGUAGACGGAUGCAUCUCGCCCAGCGCGACGACGAUCGCGCCGACGACGCCGCCGCCGAGCGUCCACGUCCCCCAGUGCAUCUCGGGCUGGCUGAGGCGGCUCGCGUAUGAUGGUGGACGGCCGAGGCGGCUGGUGGCGUCGCCUGCAAGGCAUGCGUACCCGCCGCUGUGCGCGAGCAAGUUGGCUUAUGUGGUCGUUGGGGCUGAUGAGUGA